Amoebophrya sp. A120 is the source of this 4363-nucleotide messenger RNA. The record is from the annotation of a GenBank genome assembly. NCBI's taxonomy places the organism in Eukaryota, Dinophyceae, Syndiniales, Amoebophryaceae.
AGCGGAUCUUCUCCCCUCUGUAGCUUUACCCACCGCAAAAAAUUUUGAUCUCGAAACGUCAAAAGUGGAUCAAUACAAGGUCUUCAUCUCGAGCAGGUGGAAUUCGGUCGUUGGGACUUCUGUAGAAGGCGCGCAUUGAGACGCCUACUGCUCUCUGCCGAGCAGAGUAGAGAAUUGAGAUCUGCACGCUGCCUUCCGAGCUUUCUGCUCACCCGCCGAAUGGCCAAGCAUCAAAAGGGAUAACCUACAAAUGUCUUUCGGAACAACCACAGCAACACUCUUUUUUGGAGCGUAGUUUCGAAGAACGCGAUCUGCGUUCGAAUUGGAAGUAAAAGCGAAGGAGCAUUUUCAUUCUGCUUGCUGUAAGUAAACGAAAAACUGUGACUGCUAAACAUAUUCCCUUGCUAAAUAUAUUCUAAACAUAUUCCCUUGCGAAAACUGUGACUGCUAAAUAUAUUCCCCCUGCUAUCCCUUGCUAAAUAUAUUCUUUAUACUGUCUUAUCCUCUUUGCUAUUUUUACUUCGUUUUCUGAUUCAUUGUAGAACAAAAUUGGAAAACCCACAGCAAAUCAGGGCCAGAAAAGAACGCUUUUAUUUACUUUUACAUCUCGCCUACAGAUAACACGCUGCUCCUUGUGUCGAGCCGUUUCUUCAAGGCAGCGCGAGUAAGUGUUUUAAAAGAGCAUAACUAUGGCGUCCCUCUUUCGUCGCGUACUUGCCGCGGCCGGGGCUGGUAUCUCUCUCCACUUGCGCAGAGAAUUACUAUUCAGCGCAGUCCUGCUGGGCGGGCGUGGUGCUUUUGAAACCUCUGGGAUGAAUGCCAGCCACUCUACUCGCCCGUUCGUGGUUGCUGUCCAGGUGCGGCCAUCUUGGAAGCCAAGUUUGUGGCGGCCAUCCCGUUUGUGGUUGUUUCCGGGAGGCGGCCCAAGCCCACUUACGUGCAUGAUAGACAGCAAGGAUCUGGCGGGGGCAAAAGAAAACUUUUACGAAAUGUUGCAACACGAGCGUCCUCGUCUACCCACGGAGUAUGAGUACACGGAAUUGCGAGACGCACUUUUCAAAAUAGGGGAUCGGACUGGUGCGCAGAACUUGUUCGAUGCCGUGCAAAAUGAGGGCGAGGAGUUUCGCAACCGCAAGGCCUGGGAAAGUCCGAAGAGCGGAAAACCAGAGGCGCAGGGUGGCGCGUCGCCGAAGCCGUGUCGCGAGCAACUGGCGGAGCCCUCCGUUUUUACGCCAGGGAACGCCGGAGCUGUGGGAAGAAGCGCUCCUCGUGCUGAUGGAGAUCCUCAGGGAAAAGCAGGGUGGAAAGGUCAGGAAGAGAGCAUGCUGGCGCAACAGAUGCAAUCCGGCGAGUGGUAUAUCGGAUGCGGCCGGCCGGAGCCGGGGACGAGAGUAGGCAAAAGCUUGCUCGCUAACCUGCAUUCUAGUAAAAGAUAAAGACUUUUUUGCAUUUGCUUACCUCCUUCGUGGCACUUCGCGGGAUUCUAUUUAGCAGAAUCCCGUGGCCAUGAGGUGGAUGAGGGUUAGGAAAAGGAGGCUUUAUAAUGUUGUUUGUGACGUUGCAAUCCGUGUUCUGUUAAUUUAAAUUCGAAAGAAUGACUGACAACUGAAAUAAGGUAAUGUCGAGGAGGGCUCCGAGGUUCGCGUUUCUCGUCCGGGGGACUUGAUUUGCACGACCGUCCAUGUCUUCGAUCCACAAGGCCAAUCGCGCAAAGUAUUAAGCAACAAGCUCGCCCAGUAUUGCGUGUUGGAAGGAGAGGAGUGCGUGUUUCAUUCCGAGCGGGCAACCAGGGAAACCCGGAACGCUCUCAUCCACAUUCUGGAAAUGCAUGAGAAGGAAGCCUACCUUAUGCUAUUAAAUGCCUACAGCGAAACAGGCGACGCGGUUGGCGCGCGACAGGUGUUGGAAGAUAUGAAGGCCGCGAAAAUCGAGCCAGAUGCGCGGACCUACAACUCGUUACUGGACGCCUACGGAAGAAGAGGCGACUGGGAGGGCGUGACAGACGUGCUGCAACAAAUGAAGGCCGCGAAAAUCGCGCAAAAUGUCGCCACGUGCAACAUCUUCGUCGCCGCGUACAUAAAAGGCGGCGACAUGGACAGCGCGCGGCUGGUGCUGGAGGAAAUGAAGGACGCGGGCCCCGCGCCGAAUGUGAUCACUUACCACACCCUAGUGAGCGGACAUGCUGACGCUGGCGACGUUGAGGGUGUGAAGGGAGUGUUGGAAGAAAUGAGGGCCGCGGGUAUCGUGCCAAACGCCGCCACCUACGACGCGCUGAUGAAUAAAGCGCACAUAGAGAAAUAUAAGCGAGACUGCAGCGUUGCCCGCGAGGGUAUCGAACAGGUCUUGCCGGGGCGGGGAGAGACCAGUGCAAAAGGGAAAAAGAAAAGGGGAAACUCUGUAGAACUAAUUCCCAAGGCGGGAGAUGUGCACGCCGCUUGGGGACAGCCGCCAGUGCGGAGUCAAAGUACGCCCCUAGGACGACAGAGACAACGCAAGCCUUCGGGCCCUCCAUCGGCCCGAGCGGCGGCUGGAGAAUCAGAGAGGCGCUCAUCUCGAGGUCACCGCAGCCGCACCGCCGUUUCUUCAGUUCCGCCGGCCUCAAAAACAGGAGCAGAUCAUCCAGAACAGAACGACAUCCGCCGAGAAAAGGUGUCCCGGUUUCGGGGAGCUACUCCUCGCCGGGGCCGAGGAAGGGGCCGAGGACAGGGCAGACGCUCGCCCUCGCGCCCGGUGCCUAAACGGCCGGCCGCUGCAUCUGUAUUUGUUGAUGCUAGUUCGGCAGCUGGUGCUGGUCCGGGUGGAAGUAAUUCCACAAAUGGCGCGGCCGGGGUGGUGGAAGGAAUACACGACCCGGCUGUCGGAUUUUUUUGGGACAAGCAGCAAAAUCAGGAGCCUUGGCACCACGACACUCAGCCUUGGCCGCAGCCUCCGCAGUGGAUGACGAACGACAACUACACUGGUCCGCCCGCGUUUUAUGGUUGUCAGGGUUUUCAGAAUUGCAUGGUGAGCGCUACUGCGGGCGACCACCACGACUACUGGAACCCUCGCGACGGUACAAGGACGCUUGGCCAUUUUGUAUGGGACGGCUAUAAUCGGGGCCUCGAAGGAGCGGCGCAGCAGCAGCUGGUGCAAGCGGGGGAGCCCGUAGGGGGUCCGCAUUACGUACCGCAGGAGCAGCUGAUGGAGAACCUACUAACCAUUCUGACAACGGAUCUUCCACCAAAAAAGCGAGAGUGGAAGUCUCACUUUGAUGUUCCGCUUUUAACAGGAGCACUUUGUGAAUACAGCCGGCAAGAGUGUGCCGAUAGUGAAGACUGCGACGUAACGAAGGCGACGGCGCAGAUGGAAGGGUCAGACGAGCAACUUCACACUUAAGGUCUGAAUGCAAAGAAGCAAAACGCGGUCUCCAGCUGGUUUGGCUGUUUUGGUGCCGCCAGAGGCCUUAUAUCGAUUUUUAGUGGGACGGCUCUACUUUGUUUUCCUUGUCUCUAUAGCUCUUUUUUUCUAUCUUGUAGCUAUAGGCCACUUUUCUUUCUUUUUCUUGUUCUAUUGCCACCGCGGAUGGUAUUGUCAAGCUAGCAUGUUUAUUCUAGCAAAGCGCCUACCUUUGGUGCCAUACCAUCCCGCUUCAGGAGUAUUUUUAGCGAAAGCCCAUGUCUUAAAACUUAAGCCUAAGCGUCUGACAGUUUUUGUCAAUAAGAAUAAACGCAAUCAUCAUCAAUUUCACACUUGCGCUUACCAAUUUACUAUCCAGCUUGCUUGGUACGUUAUUUCUGUCUCUUUAUCCCAAAGAACUGUAGAUUGUAGAAAAAAACAGACUCCCAAGUUUUCAAAGGAAAAGGCUUCAUAGUUCUUUCUCACUUACAGGACUAGAAAGCACUCUUGCCACCAUAGUUCUUUCUCACUUACAGCACCACGUGAAAGUGGCAGAAAGAUUCCCUCUCUCUUCAGCCUAGCGCCGUGGCAACUUCAGACCCAAAGUCAACAAAGCACUAUUUUUGGAAGGCUCUAGUCCACGCACUAUUUUUGGAAGUUAGCAAAUGAUCUGUAGUCCAAGCACUAGCUUUGAAUUGAAAGGCUCAGUUUGUCAGCAGCAAGUCCAAUUUUUAGAAAUUUCAGGCUAGUCAAUCUGUUAUGCAAAAUUAUUCGAGCAAGCGAAUGCGCUCAUUAAUGUCGGCAAUAACGCGGAGGACGGAAGACGGGAUGAUGACAAUUAUGGAGACUAUUUUGAACAACAAAGUGAUGAGGUGGUGAUGGAAGAACAUGCUCUUUCUGAAGAAUGCAAAUCUGUGAACUCAACCAACGCAGUUCGCUGCCACCAAGAAAGUCAGUCGCAUGCUGAGGAGGCGUCUCCUCUUGUUUG